AUGGAUCUUGAUUGCAUUGAAAAGCAACGCAAGGAGGCUUCUUUAGAUAUCAAGAACAGUCCCAAGGAGUCUGUGAUAUCUGCUUCUAAGCUUGGAAAGAAGAAGGCAACUAAAGAUGUUUUGAACAAAUGCACAUCACAAAUUAGAAAGCCUUCACGAUGCAAAAGUUCACCCCUUAACUGGUUCCCGCGCAAAAAGGGGGACUCCUAUUUGGCGAGGAAAAUAAAAUUGCUACAGGAAGUAGAUGGAAUGAAUUUGACUCUUGAUGAGACUCUAGGUGAUUCAAAUCCACAUUACUCGAGAGUUCUAAGAGAAAAAAUUGCAAUAAGAGAGGCUGCAGAGAAGGCUGUACAAGCUCAAAAGGCUGCAAUGGUGGAAGCAUCUUGGUGUCGCAUACUUCGUGCCGCCAGCAUUGAAAGUAAAGAAGCAGAUACUCAGUUGUCAAAAGCCGAAAAAUGUGCAGCUGAGGCAUUUGAAGCUGCGACAACGGUUGGGGUAAUCAUGAAUGACAUACCAGAUUGUGCAAAGCGUUACGGGAUAGAAACAACAUCUUCUAAAGGAAGAGGAUCUACCACGCAUUCUGUUACAGCAACUUUUGAAACUGCAUUCGAGGUGGAUAAACAAGUAGCUGCCGCAGUUAAAGCAGCAUUUGUUAAGCUAGCAAAUUUCCCUUCGGUCAACAAAGAUGAAUUUACUGACUUGCUGACCAAAAUCAGUCAGAAUCCUGAUGUAGAUGAAUAUUGUCAAGAGUUUGCAGAGUUCACUUCAGAAUUUAAAUCCAUACCUGGAUCAGAGCUGGAAGGAAUGUGCAAGGAGAAAUGCGGUUCUGAACGGAGGAAGAACAAGAAUAGACAAGUGGGUGACAAAUUUAAUAGAGCUAGUCUUGUCGAGAUGAUGCUGGAAAGGCUUAGAUUGUUGGAAGAAAAGGAACUUGCUUCUCUUGCCACUAUAGUGGCAACUUGUGGGCUAAAUGCUGCUUUAGCUGAAGCAGAAAACACCAAACAAGGUACUUUACAGGAUAAUAGGAAGUCGUCUGUCGAGCAAAGCAAAAUGUCCUCCAAUGGAAGGACCACGAGGAACUCCAAUGUAUAUGGGCAGACGAAGAGCACUGAAGAUGAACUGCCGAGCCUAGACAAGUUCCUGGUGAAGCGCUUGACGAGACUCGAAAGAGAGGUAUUGGAAGCCAAAAAUGCCCGAAGAAAUGAAGCAACCAAAGGAAGUAAUCCAAAGCUAGAUAAAUCUGAAGAUGAGAAGCUUUCUUCAGAAAAUGAGAAAGACAUUGACAAGGCAACUGUAAAUAAUGAUGAACUAACCAAAAUGAAUGGCGAGAACUCGGAAAAGAUGAUUACAGUACCAAUUAACUGUGGAAAACAAGACUUUUCAGAAGUUCCUAGUCUAGAUAAGGUUUUGGUGAAACAUUUGUCAAGACUUGAAAGGGUGGUCCAGGAAGCAAGGAGCAGAAAAAAUAGUCAUGGAAGAGGUUUAAUAGACAAAGAAAACAUGGACCUGAACAAAAUUGGGGAUAAAAAUGUAGACCCAAAUUUGUUGGUUGAAGAAACGUUAUCAAAGGCAGGAGUAUCAUCAUUUCAAGAUGAAAAGGAUGGAAGUAAAGAGGCAGAAAAUAACCUUGAUAAGAUUGUUGUCGAACCAGAUCAUUUGUUGCAAAGGACAAAAAAGGAAAGACCAUCAUUGAGAAGUAACUUUGGAGUUUUGAGGCACCAAAGAGAAUAUGGAGGAAAUGGAUCCACAAAUUAUGAAAGUCUAGAUAAUGUUUUAGUGAAGCAUGAAUCGAGGCUGGAAAGAGAGAAGACGAGACUUCAUACAGAAGAAGAUACUAGGAUGAAAUUGAAGAGAAAGGGCACAGAUAGGGAAUCAGAGAGCAAUGUAAGCAGUUUGGAUCAAGUUCUAGUUAAGCGCAAGUCCAGACUCGAAAGGGAGAAAAUGACCAUUGCUGAGGUGCAAGACGAUCAUAUUAAACAUCCAGUUUCUCGUCGAGAGGCUAGGGAGAGAGAGUUGCGGGAAGCAUGGGGAGGCUUGAGCUUGGGAAACUCAAUACGGCCCCAUGUCUCUAGGCUUGAAAGAGACAAGGCUGCGUGGAUUAAAGCUGAUGAAGAGGAAAGGAGGAGCGCAUUAAAGGAACAAAUGUAA
Molecule: messenger RNA, 2148 nt
Organism: Fraxinus pennsylvanica
Lineage: Eukaryota; Viridiplantae; Streptophyta; Magnoliopsida; Lamiales; Oleaceae
Source: the annotation of a GenBank genome assembly